Propithecus coquereli (Coquerel's sifaka) is the source of this 1684-nucleotide messenger RNA. It is a transcript of the gene NPFFR1, whose product is annotated as neuropeptide FF receptor 1. Bases 1 to 1674 code for a protein of 557 amino acids. NCBI's taxonomy places the organism in Eukaryota, Metazoa, Chordata, Mammalia, Primates, Indriidae. The record is from RefSeq and is a predicted model, not a curated record. Gene Ontology annotation, molecular function: peptide binding; neuropeptide receptor activity. Gene Ontology annotation, cellular component: membrane. Gene Ontology annotation, biological process: G protein-coupled receptor signaling pathway. The transcript has 5 exons.
AUGACGACUGCGCCGGGAGCCCCCUCCCUCCCUCCGGCCGGCGGCGCGGGGCGGGCGGCAGAGGCGAGAGGACAGCUGCGCUGCGCGGGAGCCUCAGCCCGGCCGCCGGAGGCUGACUCGGACCGAAGGCAGAGAGAGCCGGCCAGGGGCUGGGGCCUGGAGCGCACGACCCCCCGCCCGAGUCUGCGGGGCAGCACCGACCCGCGGAGCUCAGAGGCAGGGGCGCUGGCUGGCCAGCAAGUGCCGGGAGACCGCCCCUCCGCCCCUGCCACCCAAGAGGCCCGGAGACUGUCCCGGAGCCGGCAAGAGUGGGCAGCAUGGAGGAAUCCUGGAGUCAAGCAAAACCUGGAGAUCCACCACUACUGCACCCUAUAUUCUGAGACGGAGCCCUCCCAGCCUCCCAACGGCAGCUGGCCCCCGAGUCAGAAUGGGAGCGACACUGAGGCCGCCCCGGCUGUGAACCUCACCUUCUCCUCCUACUACCAGCACUCCUCCCCUGUGGCGGCCAUGUUCAUCGUGGCCUACGCACUCAUCUUCCUCCUCUGCAUGGUGGGCAACGCCCUGGUUUGCUUCAUCGUGCUCAAGAACCGGCACAUGCGCACAGUCACCAACAUGUUCAUCCUCAACCUGGCCGUCAGCGACCUGCUGGUGGGCAUCUUCUGCAUGCCCACCACCCUCGUGGACAACCUCAUCACUGGAUGGCCCUUCGACAAUGCCACAUGCAAGAUGAGCGGCUUGGUGCAGGGCAUGUCUGUGUCGGCUUCCGUUUUCACGCUGGUGGCCAUCGCUGUGGAAAGGUUCCGCUGCAUCGUGCACCCUUUCCGCGAGAAGCUGACCCUGCGGAAGGCGCUGGUCACCAUCGCGGUCAUCUGGGCCCUGGCGCUGCUCAUCAUGUGUCCCUCGGCCGUCACUCUGACCGUCACGCGUGAGGAGCACCACUUCAUGGUGGACGCCCGCAACCGCUCCUACCCGCUCUACUCGUGCUGGGAGGCCUGGCCCGAGAAGGGCAUGCGCAAGGUCUACACCACCGUGCUCUUCUCGCACAUCUACCUGGCGCCCCUGGCGCUCAUCGUGGUCAUGUACGCCCGCAUCGCCCGCAAGCUGUGCAAGGCGCCGGGCCCCGCGCAGGACGGCGAGGAGGCGGCGGCGAGCGGCCGGCGCGCGGCGCGGCGCAAGGCGCGGGUGGUGCACAUGCUGGUCAUGGUCGCGCUCUUCUUCACGCUGUCCUGGCUGCCGCUCUGGGCGCUGCUGCUGCUCACCGACUACGGGCAGCUCAGCGCGCCGCAGCUGCACCUGGUCACCGUGUACGCCUUCCCCUUCGCGCACUGGCUGGCCUUCUUCAACAGCAGCGCCAACCCCAUCAUCUACGGCUACUUCAACGAGAACUUCCGCCGCGGCUUCCAGGCCGCCUUCCGCGCCCAGCUCUGCCUGCCGCCCUGGGGGAGCCACCGGCAAGCCUACUCCGAGCGGCCCGGCCGGCUCCUGCGCAGGCGGGUCUUCGUGGAGGUGCAGCCCAGCGACUCCGGCCUGCCCUCUGAGUCGGGCCCCAGCAGCGGGGCCCCCAGGCCCGGCCGCCUCCCGCUGCGACAUGGGCGCGUGGCCCACCAUGGCUUGCCCGCUGAGGGUCCUGGCUGCUCCCAUCUGCCCCUCACCAUGCCGGCCUGGGACAUCUGAGGUGGUCCAG